GCUGAAAAGGCAAAAUUUCAUAAAUUAAAACUUCUACUGCCAAAUUUCUCUUUUCGAAAUUGUUUUAUAGUUGCAACAAUUACAGUUGUGGGCUUCUUUAAUCGACCAACAUUUAUCGCCUUUGCGGCUGGUCCUGUAUUCUUUUGGUUGUACAGAGGGAUGGGAUCAAAGCCUGUUAUUUCCUUACAUUUCAAUAUUAGGAUUUUAAUAUUUGCCUUGUGCACCCUUCCGUCAUUUAUAUUCCUGAUAAUAUUUGAUUCUUUUUAUUAUGGCUAUAUAUCAUGGGGCGAAAUCGGAAUGAUGGACGUUUCAAUAAAUAGUUUCGUCGUUACCCCUUUAAAUUUCAUAAAGUACAAUGCAGAUAACAAAAAUUUAGCACAACAUGGACUACAUCCACGCUAUUUGCAUAUGCUAUGUAACAUUCCACUUCUUUUUAAUGUAUUAGGAUUCCUGGCAUUUUAUGAGAUUUUAGUAGCUCUCAAAAGAAUAUAUGAAGCUCGUCUAAAUCAUUUGCCGCAAAUUAAAACGAUAAAGGCACUUAUGACUGCGAGUACCUUAAUAGCAUUGGCUAUUUUUUCUGUUAUUCCACACCAAGAAGCUCGGUUUUUGAUUCCACUACUACUUCCAUUAGUGUAUUUACACGGUCCUAGUAUACUAAAGGAGCCAGAACUUGCUAUAAUCGAAAAACAUGAAAAUAAAAAAUUAAACAAAAGUUCACCCAAGAAGAAAAAAUCGUCACAUUCAUUGCUAAAAAUCUGGAUUUUUACUAACUUAGUAUGUUUUAUAUUCUUUGGUUUAAUACAUCAAGGAGGUGUCGUUCAAGUGCCUCUAAGUUUUAAUGAAAUGUUGAAAAAACCAUUGACACAGUACCAUUUGCUUACGUGUUACACUUAUAAUAUUCCUUACUCGUUGUUUCUUCAGAAACCUCGUCGUUCAUUCUCGUUUACGGAUUUUAAAGAAAUAAGUUAUCGAAAAGUGUAUUUGCACGAACUCGGUUCCGUAAGUUAUUCCACUGUUGCAGAAGCUUUAGUACACGUUCACAAUCACUGCCUUCGCAGUCAAGGAAAAUAUGUUCAGGACUGCAAAUUUUUUGUUCUUUGGCCUACAGGUCUGGAAAGUUUUUUCUUACAAACGAUCGAAAACGUUAUCAACACUAAAAUUAGAAAAGUACGCCUUUUUUAUCCUCAUUUCAGUGUUGAGGCAUUGGAAUAUUUUGAUAUGUAUUGCUUAGAUUCGUUGCCACCUAAAGAGUGUGAAAAAGAAAUGAUUUUACCUACUUACAACUAUCUCAUUAAGUUUUCGCAAUUUUUCAGUCUCUCUCUUUAUGAAGUUACAUUCGCGCAGGAUAUAGAGGCUGAAUGAAAUGCAAUUUAAAAAUUAGUUUUUUUGUUUUUAGUAUUCAACGAUUUAGUCUGUGAUACUUUACAUUGCCAUGUUUUUUAAUUUAUUGUAAACACGUAAAAAUGUAUUUAAUUAAAAUGAUGUUUAUUCAUUUUUAGCCAAACAUAAAUUCCUAAUUGUUACAU
This is a messenger RNA of Agrilus planipennis (emerald ash borer), 1526 nucleotides long. Its product is annotated as GPI mannosyltransferase 4-like. Gene Ontology annotation, molecular function: alpha-1,2-mannosyltransferase activity. The transcript is spliced from 2 exons. NCBI's taxonomy places the organism in Eukaryota, Metazoa, Arthropoda, Insecta, Coleoptera, Buprestidae. The record is from RefSeq and is a predicted model, not a curated record. Gene Ontology annotation, biological process: GPI anchor biosynthetic process. The annotation marks the transcript as partial. Gene Ontology annotation, cellular component: endoplasmic reticulum membrane.